Molecule: messenger RNA, 1876 nt
Organism: Trichobilharzia szidati
Lineage: Eukaryota; Metazoa; Platyhelminthes; Trematoda; Strigeidida; Schistosomatidae
Source: the annotation of a GenBank genome assembly
UGUGAAUUUGCGUGUUUAAAUAAAAACAUGCCACUUUGAACAAACCAAUGCAAAGUCCACUUCAAGUGUACAUUCAUCUCGAAAUAUUGACACUAUGAUCCUAAAAUGGCGAUUUCAUCAAAUUGUAGUAUAAAAUGUUCACCCCUUUACCAAAACUAGAAAAACAGAUAGAUUCGAAAGAGCACGUUGAUCACUUCACUCACUUAAUCCCAACCCAGCUGAGUUAUGAGACCUGCACAAAGGAUCCUGAUCCACUCAUUCUUAUUACUAUGGUUCAUUACAAUUUCAGAGUGUUUAAUCCCCAAAGCGAAACAAUAUGCUUCAGAAUUUUACGAAUGCGGAAUCACCAGAUCUCUGAGUGUUGAACAUAACUACAACUCGUGCUAUAUCUUAGAGGAUGCAUUAAAACGUUUUGCAUUACGUCUAGAGAAAGUACCACAGUGGAUUAACGCUCAUUCACCAGAUUCCUGCAAAGUGACCACUAUUCAAAUUGAUAUUACUGAAGGCUGUAAUGAAGAAAAUGGAAAAUUAUGGCCAUCUGAUUCAAUGAAGGAAUCAUAUGUUUUGAAUGUCUCCAGUGGUACCAUCCAUAUUCGAUCAGAUGAAAUAUGGGGAGCAUUACAUGCUUUGGAAACAGUCCUGCAACUGGUGUUCAGAGAUCAGAACUACAAGAAUUCGAUAGAUGAGUGUAGCAUAGGAGAUUCACCAAGAUUUCCACACAGAGGAAUUAUGAUUGAUACAGCCAGACAUUAUCUCAGCGUUGAAACAAUCAAGAAUGUCAUUGCUGCAUUAUCAAUGGUGAAGAUGAAUGUGCUACACUGGCAUAUGACAGAUGAUGAAUCCUUCCCGUAUGUUUCUUCAGUGUAUCCUGAAUUGUCUUCAAAGGGAGCGUAUCAUCCACAUUCGUAUGUGUAUGAAAAGGAUGAAAUUGAUUCACUGGUAGAAUUUGCUCGAUUACAUGGUGUUCGGGUGAUUGUUGAAUUUGACUCACCAGGUCACACUGUAUCAUGGGGCAAAAGUCAUCCUGAAAUACUCUCGGGUGAAUCACAUGACGGACCAAUCAAUCCAGUCGAUGAGAAUGUCUGGCCAUUUCUAUCAAAUUUAUUCAGCGAAGUGUUGAGUGUAUUUCCUGACCGUGUCUUACAUUUAGGUGGAAGCAUCUACGACAGGCACUCAUGGCAAGAAGACGCCAACAUCCAAGAAUUCAUGAAACAGAAAGGAUUCGAUCAAGACUACAAUAAAUUAGAAAAUUAUUAUUUUGAACACCUCACAGAAGUUGUUCAGAAUAUUAAGACGUCAGAGUCACAAAGUGUGACAACUGUGGUGUGGCAGAAUGUAUUUGAGAAUGGAUUCCGAGGUAAUGAAAAUGCCGUCAUCAUACAAGUACACGAUAAUUCCGACUGGGAAGCUGUCACCAAGUCAGUCACAUCAUCUGGAUACAGAGUGAUCAAUUCAGCGUGUUGGUCGAAAGUUGUUGGGAAUUUCGAUGAUGCAUGGAAGACAUUGUACGAUUGUGAUCCUGCUGCAUUUGGAGGUGCUGAGGAAGAAGCUCAGUUGGUUAUUGGUGGGGAAGUCAUCAUCUGGGGAACAUAUGUGGAUGACACGAAUCUCUUUCUACGAUCAUGGCCGAUAACUGCUGUAGCUGCUGAACGUCUUUGGUCAAUUGAUGCAAGCGACUUUUAUGGUUUUUCAGUGAGAUUGAAGAGGCUCCAUUGUCAAAUGAUACUAUUGAACUGGAAUGUGAAACCGUUCACAGGACCUGGAUUCUGUCGAAAAUGAGGCAGUCGCUUGGCACAAAUGAGAAGACAAAUCAGAACUAAGUAUGUCUUCAGCUGAGAACACUUGACAAAUCAUUUGAUAGCUAAUAUCGGUGUAA